AUGGAUUUGGGCGCACCCCUCUCCGGCAGUCCUGCUUCGGCUCCCAAGACGACUUAUGAGCCCGUUCAUGCCAACGAAGCUCAACCCAUUGCCGUAUCUCCCCAUGAUCCAAAUGUGAUACCACCCACUACAGUGCCAACUACUGGUGUUCAGGUGAAUGGACAUUCAGCUGCCACUGACUAUCCUGCAGGUCAAGAUACUCGAGUUCCUGCGGUAGAUUCGUCCAAUACCGAUCAUCCAGUCGCUCAACAAGCUCUUCACGAAAAACCUCAUGAAACCGCAGUUCCCUCCGUGCCAUCUACCGAAACUCACCACUUAGACCCUUCGAGGGGUACAACAGCUUCUGCAGCUCACGCUGGUCAAGCUCAAGCUCCUACAGCAUCCAUAGAUCCAUUUAAGCCAUCUUCGGAAUCCGCUCCAACUGCUCUACCUACCAAUGCCACCACCCAUCCUGAAGAACAAAAGCGGGCUAUGCAGAAUGAGCACCCUGCUGUAGUUCAUAGAGAAGUGGAAAAGACUAAAGCGGAGACAAGAGAACUGAAAGGAGAAAAACCUCAGGGGACAGUGGUAUCUGGAUUGGAGGAUGAUAGAUUGUGGGCCAUGUUGAGAAGGUUUGAUGUGCAAAUUACCCAUGUACUUCACCCGGCACAUCACCUUCCUCCCAAAGAACCUGAUCUUCGUCCAUCAACCUUACCAAACCUUCCUUCCCAUUCUGAUGUCCUUCGUUCCAACCUCGAAAGGGUAUUUGCCGCUGUCGGGCCAUCUUCCGUCCGAGGUGUGCGAGAAGCACAGAGACUCAUGUCAUGGUCGCCGGAAGAACGAUUGAGAACUGGUAUCUUCUGCGCCUCAUACUUCAUCUGUUGGAUUUUCGGCUACGCGGUCGCAGGUGUAGUCUCAUUCCUGAUCGCCGUUGUCUGCUUCCCCGAAUGCAGGAGAUGGUUUUUCCCUCCUGUAGCGCCUGCUCCAUUCACGCCACCCAGUGCUACAGAUCCUACCAAUCAAAAAGGAGAUGAGAGUAUUUUGGGUAACGUCGACGGUAAAACUGUCCAUCGGAGCAAAGCAGAACAGGCAGAAGAACAAGCGUUCGAGGCUACCAGCAUUUUGCAAGCUUAUACUACUAGAUUACUCUUCGACGGAAGGAAGAAAGGCAAACAAGCUGGUAACUCUGAAGUAGGAGAAAAGAAAAGGGAUGAUGAUUCCUCUGAUCUGGACGACGAUGUUGCUCCCGGACAACCCCCCGUUUCUCGCGAGAAACACGGAGAGAGCCAGGCUCAAGGUCUCGAGUCAGGAACUGUUGUUAUUGGUGGAGAGACUAUCAACUCAGACAAACCCUUGAAUGAGAAAGACAAGAAGAAAUUAGCUCAGACGGAAGCAAAGAGAAAGAGGGAUGAAAUGGUAUCCAAGAUGACCAAAGCUACUGAGGAGGGUCUAGGUGCAGUCGCUGAUACUAUCGAGAGACUAACAAACGCUCUCUCACCCCCUGUACCCUAUCCCGACUCCUAUGCGAGAUUCAAGAUUGCCGGCGCUUUCCUUGUACCCGUCAUGUUCUUGCUCACUUUCGUUCCUCCUUGGGUAUUCGCUCGAUCGGCGACCUUUUUCUUCGGUGUCGGCUUCUGGGGACAACCAUUAUUCACAUCGCCAUUGUUGAUGAAGGCUCUUGACAAGUUUGUGGAGUUGGUACCGAAUUGGCAAGAAUUAUUGGACAUACGAAACUCGAUCUUAUCAGGCGUUCCUACCGAUGCUCAAUUAACUCUUCACUUAUUGCGAGUUGCUGAAGCGCUCAAUGCGCCUUUACCUCGACCUCCGCCUCCUCCUCUCGAGGGCACACCAAAGGAAGCAAUCAAAGACACUACUCCUGUUACCGAUACUGCUGAGGAUGACGCCGAGAUUGCAGCGGCUGAGGAAGAAGGUGGAUUGACAGAAGCGGCCACUAAAGCUAAGCAUAAGACAAAAUCACAUAUUAUGGGCGCUUUCAAAGCUGCUGGGAAAAAGAUGGCAGGAUUCCAUGGGGAUGUCGCUGUGGAUGGCACUAAGAAACAGGCACGUACAGAAGCAAUAGACCGUGGUGACGCCGAUCUGACGACUGGCGAAAAGAUCGGUUCAAAAGUGGAUAAGUUGCUCUUCAGAGGUAACAUCAAAGACGAAGGGUCCAAUCACUCUUUCCCCUGUAAACUUGAUAAAACUUCAGGUCAUAUCAUCCUUGAAAACAGGAACGAUAUCAUCAAGGAACCAAGAAUCACCUUUGUGCCAAUUUCAGGUAAAAGCGAACAUUUCGUUUGGCCAAUCGACGAUAUCGUGGAGAUUAAAAAGAGUCACGUUUCAAUGACUCGUAUGGCUUUGGGUUGGGCAUCGGGAGCAGAUGUAGAGGGGUUAGGUUUGACGGUGCGAUUUAAGCCUCGCUCUCAGCAAAUUGCAGAACAUGUUGGUAGCGAGAAGGACGAAGGUACUACAAUCCAUCUCACCAGAGUUGGUAGAAGAGAAGAGCUGUUCGUUAGACUGGUCAGUAUGGGUGUACAGAGAUGGGAAGUGCUUUAG
Molecule: messenger RNA, 2535 nt
Organism: Kwoniella shivajii
Lineage: Eukaryota; Fungi; Basidiomycota; Tremellomycetes; Tremellales; Cryptococcaceae
Exons: 9
Coding region: 1-2535 (844 amino acids)
Source: RefSeq, a predicted model, not a curated record